Molecule: messenger RNA, 2953 nt
Organism: Epinephelus fuscoguttatus (brown-marbled grouper)
Lineage: Eukaryota; Metazoa; Chordata; Actinopteri; Perciformes; Serranidae
Gene: asb2a.2
Product: ankyrin repeat and SOCS box containing 2a, tandem duplicate 2
Biological process (GO): intracellular signal transduction
Cellular component (GO): cytoplasm
Molecular function (GO): protein binding
Source: RefSeq, a predicted model, not a curated record
UCAGAGUUUUGGCUUGGACUCGCAGCAGCAUGUGAACACAUUAAACCAACAGACUGUUGAACAGCAGAGACACACAGAGACGUCUCUGCUGAGACCUGAAGACAGAGGACUGCGUCCUGAUUGGAUCAUUUCACAGGUGGUCUCAGUGAGUGCAAACAGUUUGGAUCGAGGGCGGAGAAAAGAAACACCACUGACCUCCAUAACCUCUCUCACUGAUCUGACAUCCAUCAGCUGCUGCUGCCAAAACCUGUAACUGGAGAUCUGAUGGGAUCCACUGCUGCUGGAUCUCAGAGAGAGACAUCUUCUGAGUCUUCACAUCUUCAUCACUGACAUUAAACUCAACAGACUGAAUCUGAUUCUCCAGAGUUCAGAUCCAACAUGGCCGCCGCCGCCGCCGCUGAUGUGAAUGUGGACGAUUACAGUGUUUACAGUCACCUGUCUGAUGAGGAGCUGUUGCAGAUCGCUGUCGAGAGGAGCCUCUCUGACACACACCUCCCCUCAGGUCAGAGCUCAUCAUCAUCAUCAUCAUCAGCAGCAGCAGCAGCAGCACCUCCUCCCUGUGCUGCCCCAACCCGAACAAACCCAAACCCCGAACAGAGACACCCCAACCCUCCGCCUCCAUCACAGCCGUGUGUCCAAAACUCCGUCAACCCUCCAACAGGCCUGUUCCAGUUCAUCUACAGAGGCAUCAGGAGCGAGUUCAGUCCUCUGCAGUCUCUGAUUAUAAACGGAGACGUAGAGGCUCUGAAGGAUCUGGUCAGACGUGGGUCCAGCUGUCUGACGGAGCCGAAUGAUGACGGCUGGAUCGCUCUUCAUGAAGCCGCUUAUUAUGGACAGCUGCAAUGUGUCAUCGUCCUCGUCACAGCUCAUCCCGACUCGGUGAACAGAUGCAGUUUGAGGAAUCAGACAGCUCUGCAGCUGGCUGCAGGCCGAGGAAAAGUUUCCUGUGUCGAUUUUCUCCUGAAACACGGAGCUGACCCAAACAUCGCCAACAAGGACCAAGAGACGCCACUGUUCUCAGCCUGUGAGAACCCGAACGAAGCCAUCGUGGAUCUGCUGCUGAAGUUUGGAGCUCAGGUGAAUCGCUGCAGCACUCAGGGAGUGAGUCCUCUUCAUGAAGCCUGCAGACACGGACAGGUGAAGAUCUGCAGAACGUUACUGGAGUCCGGAACCAAUCUACACACCAGGAACAUCUACGGCAUCCAAGCGUUCUUCACCGCCGCACAGCACGGACACGUCGACGCCCUGCACCUGCUCGCCAAGAAAGGUGCAGAUAUAAAUGGACAGGCACAAGACGGAGCCACGCCGCUGUAUGAAGCCUGUAAGAAUGGUCACUUUGCUGCUGUGGGGGUGUUGCUGUCUCUGAAAGCCGACGCUAACCGAUCCACGAAGUCUGGCCUGCUGCCUCUUCAUGUGGCUGUUCAGAAUGAUCACACACGAAUCGUGUUGCUGCUGAUCCCGGUGACCAGCAGGGUCAGAAUCCGGACCAGCGGUAUCAGUCCUCUGCACAUUGCUGCAGAGAACAACAGUGAUGACAUCAUGGAGCUGCUGAUCGAGUCCGGCUUUGACGUCAACACCAAGCUGUCAGAGGACCGCUCCAAGAUGUACGAGGACCGGCGGAGCACGGCACUUUACUUCAGUGUCUAUAACGGGAACCUUGAGGCUGCUGAGAUGUUGCUGGAGGCCGGAGCUGACCCCAACCUGGACGUCUUCAACCCACUAUUCAUAGCCGUCCGGCUCUGCCGGAUGGACAUGGCAAUGCUGCUGCUGAGCUACGGCGCCAACGUCAAUGCUCAGAUCGCCACCCAGCCGUCCUCGUUCCCGGCGGCUAUCCUGCUGAGAAUGGAGUCUCCGUCCAUGCUCAAACUGCUACUGGACAACGGCUGCGACGCUCAGUCCUGCUUUGACUGUCCGUAUGGCCAAAAACCACAUCCUGUCAUGCCAUCACGCCGUCCCAUUGAAGAAAUGCAGUUCUGCGAGGCCGUCUCCACCCCGACUUUCUGCCAUAGCGCCGGUCCCAUCAUCUCACUGAUGCUGGACUACGUCAGCCACGUCCACCUGUGCUCUCAGCUGCAGGAUGUCCUGAGGAGUUGCAGCGACUGGAUGCCGAUCAUACUGAAAGCUCGUCCUCCUCAUCCUCUGAUGCAGCUCUGCAGGUUGAAGAUCAGACGUCAGGUUGGAGUCCGAAGACUCAAACUGCUCCACACGCUGCCACUUCCUGUCAGACUCAUCCGCUUCCUGCACUAUGACAUCCCUGCUCAUUCACCUGAACUCACCUGCUGUGGUGUGGUCGCACCACAAAGUGACGUGUAUAUGUUCAUGAUGUGGGAGCGCUCGCAGGGCUCGGUGGUCGACUGUUGUAGCUAACGAGCUAACCGCUAAUGUUUUGUUAAGAGAGAAAAUAAAGGUCACCAGUUAGCUGGCCUGUUAGCAUGUUAGCUUAGCUGAGUUUAACUGAAUUUGAAAGACUUCCUGUGUUGGUGCUGACUUCACUGGUUGAUCUGUUGUGUUGUUGCAGUUGAACUGGUCGCACUGGUUUUACACCACACUGACCUGAGCAGGUGUCUCAUUUAUAAACACUGCGUACACACAAAACAAGGCCUGAAAGAGGCGGACGCCGCUUCACACGCAGAAGGUGUGAUCUUUAAAAACAGAUUUGAUGGGAGAAACUUUGGUGCGUGCUAAUGAAGCUUUUGGCGACGCGGACGGUGACGUCGAAGCCUGACUGUAGACACUGUUGAGUAUUUUUUGGCUUUUGUCCUUAUGUAUAUUUUCAGUCCGGAUCCUGUGCAUUGUUUUAUAAGUGAGACCGCUGGUGAUUUUAGACUUGAAGGAGACAGAACUGAAUGUUUGUCAGUGACCUUUGACCUCUGUUAUAUGAUUUUUAAAACGUGUCAUUAAAGGUCACACAGAAAUAAAGCUGCACGUCAGCAGACGGAGGUCUCACUCUGAA